Phanerochaete carnosa HHB-10118-sp is the source of this 1484-nucleotide messenger RNA. Its product is annotated as glycoside hydrolase family 79 protein. The transcript has 10 exons. NCBI's taxonomy places the organism in Eukaryota, Fungi, Basidiomycota, Agaricomycetes, Polyporales, Phanerochaetaceae. The record is from RefSeq and is a predicted model, not a curated record. The coding region runs from base 19 to 1473 and encodes 484 amino acids.
CCUAGCAAUGCUUCGCAAAUGUUGGAUCCCCGGCUGGCCUCAUUAUCUAUAGAGUUCUCUUACCUGACUGCGUUUGGCGGGAACAAGACGGACCCGAACUUGUUAACGAAAGAGCUGAUGCAGCGUCUUGUAGAACGUACUGGUGUUGGUCCGGACGUGCGUCCAGGAGGCAUCACGGUUGACAGCACCAUCUUUUCACCGGACGCACCUGCCCUUGUACUGGACGAAAGCUCUUCUGGUGGUAUUUAUCGCACUACUUUCGGUCCGGCCCUCUACGAGUCUCUGCUAGUGUUCCCCAAUUCGACGAAGUUUGUCGUCACUGUCAACAUGGGCAAUGACACGAUCUUGAUAGCGAGAGACGAAAUAGCGGCCGCUGUUGAGUACAUUGGCUGGGAUAGAAUCCGUGCUAUAGAGCUCGGUAACGAAGCAGACCACUACGCUGGCAGUUCCAGGCCUUCCGGAUGGGCCUCGUCCGACUACACUGCGCAGUUCCUGGGAUGGACCUCUGUUCUCUCCCGCAAUCUGUCUCUCCCCCCUCACAUAUUCCAAGCUGGAGGCUUUGCCGAUGAUCCUACACCCUCGGCAUUAAUGACUACUGUCGAUAUUAUCAACGAAGGCGUGGACACAACCCGCGUAAUUGAGCUGUUCGCUCAGCAUACGUACCAGUAUUCGACCUGCGAUCCGGUGCGAAAUGCUAUUGCUACUCUGCCAAACUUGAUUAACCAUCAGAACAUCACUGCAUACCUCGAUCUCUGGAAGCCACAGAUUGCUGCUGCAAAGAGUCGCGGCAAAGAUUUCGUCGUCGGGGAGUUCAGCUCCGUAUCAUGUUCCGGUAAGGAGAACGUGACCGACACGUUUGGCCAAGCUCUAUGGUUAGCAGACACGAUCCUGUACGGAGCCGCGCUAAACAUAUCGAGGAUGUACCUCCAUCAAGGAGCGACUCUAGUUUUCCAGAGCAGCGUCCAGGCGAACAGCCCCGGAUUUUCCUGGUACGAUCUCUGGUACCCGAUCCCGACCGAUCGUUACGGCUCUGCGCGAGCUUCACCUUCCUUCGUCGCCUACCUGCUCAUAGCAGAAGCCGUAGGUCCGUCGACCCAGUCCCAACUUGCGCUUCUUCCUUCCCCUGAAGGGCUGCUAAACCUUGCCGCCUACGCGAUAUGGGACCCCGCCGUCCGAGCCAUGCACGACGGCCCAGCGCGGCUGGCGCUCCUCAACUUAGCAAUACGUAACGUAAGCACGAGCCAGAGCGCGGGCGAAGUUCAGGUAGACUUGACCGCGUGGACAAGAAAUGGGACCCAGGCGAGGGUGAAAAGAAUGACGGCGCCCGGGCUUGACUCGAAGGAUUCCGACACCGCGACGUGGGCGGGACAGAGCUACACGAAUGGGACUGCAAGUGGUGAUGAGAAUAUUGAGCAGCUGGAUGGCGGGAAAGUCGCAAUCAAGGGGAGUGAAGCUGUCCUGGUGUUUUUCUGAACGCGUAUAAA